Messenger RNA from Lepus europaeus (European hare), 1388 nucleotides. RefSeq names its product trafficking protein particle complex subunit 4 (gene TRAPPC4). The coding region runs from base 69 to 728 and encodes 219 amino acids. Gene Ontology annotation, cellular component: TRAPP complex. Gene Ontology annotation, biological process: endoplasmic reticulum to Golgi vesicle-mediated transport. Lineage: Eukaryota; Metazoa; Chordata; Mammalia; Lagomorpha; Leporidae. The transcript is spliced from 5 exons. The record is from RefSeq and is a predicted model, not a curated record.
CACGUGACAGGGACUCCGGGGCGGGGCCGCCGCCCAAGGCGGAGCCGGGAGUCCGGGCGGCGGCAGCCAUGGCGAUAUUUAGCGUGUAUGUGGUGAACAAAGCUGGCGGUCUGAUUUACCAGCUGGACAGCUACGCGCCGCGGGCCGAGGCCGAGAAGACCUUCAGUUACCCGCUGGAUCUGCUGCUCAAACUACACGACGAGCGCGUGCUGGUGGCCUUCGGCCAGCGGGACGGCAUCCGGGUGGGCCAUGCGGUGUUGGCCAUUAAUGGCGCGGACGUGAACGGCAAGUACACGGCCGAUGGCAAGGAGGUGCUGGAGUAUCUGGGUAAUCCUGCAAACUACCCAGUGUCCAUUCGGUUCGGCCGGCCUCGCCUCACCUCCAAUGAGAAGCUCAUGCUGGCCUCCAUGUUCCACUCGCUUUUUGCCAUUGGCUCCCAGCUGUCUCCUGAGCAGGGGAGCUCAGGCAUUGAGAUGCUGGAGACAGACACAUUCAAACUGCACUGCUUCCAAACGCUGACAGGGAUCAAGUUUGUGGUGCUGGCAGACCCUAGGCAAGCUGGAAUAGAUUCCCUUCUCCGAAAAAUUUACGAGAUUUACUCAGACUUUGCCCUCAAGAAUCCAUUCUACUCCCUGGAAAUGCCCAUCAGGUGUGAGCUGUUUGAUCAGAACCUGAAGCUAGCCCUGGAAGUGGCAGAGAAGGCUGGGACUUUUGGACCUGGAUCUUGAGCAGAACCUGCCUUGGGACCGCCCCCCCCCCCCCCUUCUGUGAUCCUGCAGCAGGGGCCUGCUGUUUCCACGCCAGUGGAAAUCCAACAACUUCGUUAGUGUACUUGAAAAUGCGAGACUGCUGAGCCUGAAGACAUUACUGAUCUCCGAGCCUUUACCAUGCUCUCUUCCCUCCUGUAUAUAUCAUGGCCCUACCUCCUAGCUCUGUACAGGUUUAUUUAUGGAGGAGGUAGGCCCACUAAUCCUGUAAUAAACAUUUCUUUGAUCGUUUGUUUGCUCUCCUGAUGAUUUGGGUCAAAGGCAUGGGAUGGGAGGCAGCAAUGGUAGGGGAGUUCUGGGAAGAGAACUCUGUCCUGGUAGAAACAAACAUGUCCAUCUCAUGAAUGAACAUUAGGACUGCAUUAAGUGAUUUAACUUGCCUAUAGUCUAACAGCUGGGUCUCUAAAAUGAUCAUUCAGCUAUACAGUGUUGAGCUCAAGGUAGAUGAGGCAUGAACCCAUCUAUCUACACUUGAACUUCCUCUUUCUCUUUCGGGAAAAUGGAAUUUCUCCCUUUAGGGGUGGAAAGAACAGGUAUUGACAGUAUUUUUCCAAGCAAAUGUCUCUGUCUUGGCUUAUUCCUACCCCCAACCCCUUUAAAAAAUAAAAUAAAAUAAAACUU